AUGAACUUCUGGGUCCUCCUACUCAUCGUGUUCAUCUUUGAGGUUGUGAUGCUUCUGCCUGUGCAGGGAAACUUCAGACCCGAAUAUUCCAUUAAAAUAAAAGAAACUGAGCAAUGCUGGGUCCAACCUUCAUUCAAGUACUGUAGAAACAGAUGCACUAAAAUAAAUACCUGUUUAUAUCCGAAUUUCACAUGUUGCUGGACCUACUGUGGAAACAUCUGCUUGAAUGAUGAGUAA
Nycticebus coucang (slow loris) is the source of this 237-nucleotide messenger RNA. It is a transcript of the gene WFDC9, whose product is annotated as WAP four-disulfide core domain 9. Bases 1 to 237 code for a protein of 78 amino acids. The record is from RefSeq and is a predicted model, not a curated record. Lineage: Eukaryota; Metazoa; Chordata; Mammalia; Primates; Lorisidae. The transcript is spliced from 2 exons.